Drechmeria coniospora is the source of this 753-nucleotide messenger RNA. RefSeq lists its product as uncharacterized. The record is from RefSeq and is a predicted model, not a curated record. The transcript has 2 exons. NCBI's taxonomy places the organism in Eukaryota, Fungi, Ascomycota, Sordariomycetes, Hypocreales, Ophiocordycipitaceae. The coding region runs from base 1 to 753 and encodes 250 amino acids.
AUGUCGGCCGGCACUGGCUUUGACGGGGGUCGUGAUGGGGGCGGUAGUGAUGGGGGCGAUGGUGAUGGGCGUCGUGGUGAUGGAGGCGGUGGUGAUGGGGCCGGUGGUGAUGGAGGCGGUGGUGAUGGAGGUGUCGGUGAUGGAGGCUGUGGUGAUGGAGGUGGUGGUGAUGGAGGUGGUGGUGAUGGGGGUGGUGGUGAUGGGGGUGGUGGUGAUGGGGGUGGUGGUGAUGGGGGCGGUGGUGAUGGUGGUGUCGACUUGAUUAUCCUCAUUUCUCGUCUUGGCCGCGCCGAGCCUUCGAAUCCUCCGAACCAAAAGGUUCGCCCAGAGGUCACGUCAGGUCCGCCCGUCGCCCGCCACAGCCCCGGCGCGCGCCCCACGGCGUCCGAUCUGGACCCCUUCCUGGACGCGCAUGAACCCUCGGCGGGUGCGUGCGUCGGAUCCUGGCGUCGGGAGUCGGGCGGUCUGGACCCGCCUCUCGGAUUGCCAACGGUCGAGACAGGGUCGGCCGCGGCCCAUGGGCUGCCAGGGCGGCCAAUGGAGGAUGGCCGUGGCCGAGGACCUGUAUCUGCCACUUCGGGCCAAGUUGCCUCCGCAAGGUUCGUUCCGACGUCGAGCGGCAUACGGAGCCGGCGCAAGGUUUACGUCUCCUCUCCAUCUGGCACCACCGACGACGUCCUUGCCCCGCGCCGCACCACCACCCGCACCCCCCCCCCCCUUUCCCAUCGGCUGGUUCCAUCGGCGCUGACCUGA